AAAUCAAUCAGAGGAAGUUAAAGCAGCUGUUCGAGAAGCGAACCGAAUUCAACAUGCUGCAAGACGGAGUAACGAGACUGCUGAGGAAACGGAGGAACGUCGAAGAUCUGCACGUCUGCGAGCAGCACACUCAAGAGAUAUAGAAACCGAUGAACAGCGAAUGCAGCGGAUAGAAAGCAAUUCAAUUGCCCAACAGAACAGACUUUCAACUGAAACAGUUCAAGCUUGCCAGGAUCGACUUCAGCAGCAGAGAGUGCGACAAGGUACGUUUCGAGCAAGCAACUGGACGUACAAAGACGAAGCAUUUAAUUAUGACCCUGAUUUAAACUAUUCCAACUUCCCUCAAAUUGUGAUUGGCGGCAUGUCGGUAAAGCGUACGUACUGUGAUGCGCUCAAGUUUAAAGGCGAGACACCUGGAAUGUGCUGUUUCAAUGGAAAAAUUUCAUUACCAGAGCUUCCAGAGUUGCUAGAGCCACUUAAGAGUUUAAUGGAUGGUGAUCAUCCUAAGUCGAAAGAGACUUAG
Molecule: messenger RNA, 523 nt
Organism: Didymodactylos carnosus
Lineage: Eukaryota; Metazoa; Rotifera; Eurotatoria; Philodinida; Philodinidae
Source: the annotation of a GenBank genome assembly